AAUUAUUGAUAUAAUUUGUGUUUUAAAAAAGUUUUAGGCCGAUAGAAAAACAUUAAUGUUUACAAAAAACACGGCUGUUCAGCGUUUGCCCACCCAAUCACUGGAAAUUUCAACGGCUUUGUAUACAAACAUGAUCUCUCCUAUAAGUAAGAAGCAAUGGCCACAGGAAAGAAAACUCUUGCAAUUUUUUAAGCCUUGUUUCAGGAUUUCCAAAAAAUGUGUCCACAAAAAAAAAUGAAAUGCUCGUGUUCACUUUUCAGACCUAUUUUACAAUCAAGACAACCAUUCCUUUUAAUAUUAGAUAUGAUGUGCAACCUUCAAAACGUUUGAAAACAUUAAAAUUUAGAUCAGUUUGAUCAUUUAAUGUAGAACUCUUAAUUGAAUAUUUUUUUUGAUUUGUUGUAAUUGCGUGAGAAAAUUUAAUAUUUAUGUGCAUGAGAGCCUGAUUCGGACUUGAAAUGUGUGACUUUCACACCCAGUGCGUGAGACUUGACAGGUAUGCUGCUCGCAUUGGUGAGUUAAAGUCAGGAUAAGAGGAGUGGACCUCGCUGUAUAUUCAACCAACCUGGCGAGUGCUUUUUACAUCGUAACUUUACUAAAUUUCAACUAAGUAUGUGCUGAAUUACAUUGUGAUAGACAAUAACAAUUUUUGUGUUGGUAGAAUCUUUAAAAUUCAAUUGCACAACAAUAAAGAUUAACAGGUGCGCACUAGACUGUAAUUAUUAUUAUUAUCGAGUCUGUUGUUACACUAAAAACAUAUACCAUAAGCCAGUCAAGAUAAAGGAUAUUCUAUCUGAGUUAAUGUUAUUAUUAUCACCAUUUAUUGUCCUGUACUUUGUCAAAGCAUGGCUUCAACAUCUAAACAAACUGACAUCCUUAGUUUAUUUUGAAAGCGCCCGAUGGUUGAGAUGAUGAAAAAUGGUAGAACAAGAAGAGAAACAUCUUUCCAAGAAAAGAAAAAAAGGAUUAAACAAAAAGGAAAUGUCAAGUUGGAACAAGACUGAGGCCAACAAUGGCAUUCAACCCAGACAAGUGGGAAGAGUUGUUGGUAACUGGAAAAGGUCAACAUUGGCAAAUAGAUUGAUAUAAAGGUCUAGUGUCAGCAUACAUGAUGGGGGAUGAAAUACAAGAAUAUUUUAAAACUGGUCUAGAAGUAGCAAAGGAGGCUGGUGAGAGAGUGAAAACAGAUUUCUACAAAAUUAAGAAAAUAGAAAUGAAGGAGAAUUAUGCUGAUCUUGUCACUGAGACAGACAAAGCUGUUGAGGACCUGAUCAUGUUAAGGUUGAGUAAAAAAUAUCCCAGUCAUAAAUUUAUAGGUGAAGAAACAGUGUCUGCAGGCGGGCAUUGUGAGCUUACAGUUGAUCCCACCUGGAUUAUAGAUCCCAUUGAUGGAACUACUAACUUUGUUCAUGGAAUUCCACAUACAUGUAUAUCUAUAGGUUUAGCAGUAAAUAAACAGAUAGUUGCUGGAAUAGUGCAUGCUCCUGUCCUAGGAGAGACAUAUACAGCCAUUAAAGGUCAUGGUGCAUUUUGCAAUGAUGAUAAAUUAUCAGUUUCUGCUAUACAAGAAUUAAAGCGAGGUGUUGUUAUUAUUGAAGGAGGAACAUCAAGGGUACCAGAGGUGUUAGAUCCCAAAAUAAGCAACGUGAAAUCCAUUAUAGAAAACUGCCAUGGGGUACGAGCGUAUGGUUCAGCAGCAAUCAACAUGUGUUUUGUAGCUCGGGGAACGCAUGCCGCUUAUUUGGAACAUGGUAUACAUGUCUGGGAUAUUGCAGCAGGAAAACUGAUAGUGGAGGAAGCUGGGGGAGUUGUUUGUGAUCCAUGUGGAGAUACCCUAGAUUUAAUGAACAGACGAGUACUGGCUGCGUGUAAUAAAGAAGUUGCAGGACAGAUAUCUAAAAUCACCACAAAUAUUUCAUUAGAAAGAGACUGAUUGUUUGAAUAGCAAAUUCUGUUCUCUUCAAAAACCUAACAUAUAUUUACAUACCUAUUUCGGUGAUUACAUAAUUAUUCACAAAUUAAUGUACUGUUUAGUGAUUGCUUUUGUAAUUUUUUACAUUAAUUGAGGGAAUUGAUGAUUGGGUUUUAUAAGGGGAUCAGAUAUUAUUGGAGGAAUACUUUAAAGUAUAGUCUUAGAUAAUGUUUUACUACUGUUGGGAAAUGUUUUACUGCUUUUUCACAAACAAAAGGAGAGCCGAUCAGACAUGGGGGUAAUGCAGCAGUUUUUUUUCCCUAAAUAAACUUUUAAUGUUGGAGUUAUAUACUGCGAAAUUAUUUAAUUUUGGGCAUGGAAUUAUGUGGUUUUGUCCAAAACUGCUAUUUUGUGGGUAUUUAAAUCUGUGGUUUUCAACUUUUGAAGUAAAGUAGUAAGAAUCUUGUUUCCUUGUAGCGAUUUAAUUUCAUCGAUCAUUUCAAGCAUGAUAUUCAUAAAAAAUUGUCACCUACAAAUAUUUAUGAUUUAAAAGUAUUUAUAAUUUGAAUUUUAAAGCAAAGCUUUGUUGCCUGGACUGGAGCCUAUGUUUCAAGCUGUGACAAUGGCAAAUAGAUGACAGUUAUUUUUUUUAUCAGUUUUUAGCCUGGUCCUAGUCUUUUCACUGUUUUACAUAUUUUCUUCUGUGAUCAGUAUUUUAGUGCUAGAUGUACCUUGUUAUUGAGCCAUGCCAUGAGAAAAACAACAUAGUGGCUUUGCGACCAGCAUGGAUCCAGACCAGCCUGCGCAUCUGCGCAGUCUGGUCAGGCUCCAUGCUGUUCGCUUUUAAAGUCUAUUGGAAUUGGAGAAACUGUUAGCGAACAGCAUGGAUUCUGACCAGACUGCGCGGAUGCGCAGGCUGGUCUGGAUCCAUGCUGGUCGCAAAGCCACUAUGUUGGUUUUCUCAUGGCGCGGCUCAAUUAUGAUUUAGUUGUACAAGAUUUAUAUUUUUUUAACAUCUUAUGUAGAGUUAUCUUAGAUUCUUUUCCUUUUCUCAAAGGACAUCCACCAAUAUAUUCUUUGCUUUAAAUUGUAUUUUCUUUUGAUUUAAAAGAUUAUUUGAAAUGUUGUAACUUGUUAUUACUAGGGAAUAAAUUAUUUAGAUAAGACAA
Mercenaria mercenaria is the source of this 3081-nucleotide messenger RNA. Its product is annotated as inositol monophosphatase 1-like. The transcript has 10 exons. Gene Ontology annotation, biological process: phosphatidylinositol phosphate biosynthetic process; signal transduction; inositol metabolic process. Gene Ontology annotation, molecular function: inositol monophosphate 1-phosphatase activity. The record is from RefSeq and is a predicted model, not a curated record. Bases 1109 to 1933 code for a protein of 274 amino acids. NCBI's taxonomy places the organism in Eukaryota, Metazoa, Mollusca, Bivalvia, Venerida, Veneridae.